AUGAAUCCAAUGGAACGAUUUCGAUCGAAUUUGAAAGUAGCAUGUAUGCUGAAAAUUGAACCCGAAACAUGGUUUUCUCCACAUUUAGCAGCCUAUAUUAGGCAUGUCGCAUCAUAUUAUCAAGUAGAUGCACAUGCUAUGGUAUUAGCCAUUAUAAAUGGUAUAGCCACUACGUGCCGUUCAACUUAUGUUAAUCGAACAUCCCAUUUUAUGGUGCCAUGUAAUUUAUAUAAUAUUUUGGUGGCACGUUCAGGGUAUAGUAAGUCCAACAUUCUUGACUUGGCACAAUUAAUUGGAGAAACAGCUGCUGUUUAUUUUCAGCAAUCAGAAGAAAAUAAAGAAGAUGAAAUUCGUGAAGAAAAUUCUUCUGAAAUAUCAGGUUUAUCUGUUGUUUCAACAGUAACAACAAAAAACGUUUUAAGAAAAAGUAUUAAAGUGGUUUUCAACGAUGGUACACCAGCAGGAAUUUUAAACAACUUAAAGCAAUGUGCAAGAACAAUGCACUUACAUGAAGCUGAUGUAACAUUAAAAAGUUUUGGUUUAUUGCUACCAUCACCAUUUGAUAUUACACCACCAAAAUUAGAUUCAUUUCGUUCAACAUUAAUGACGCUACAUGAAAAACCAGGUCAUUUUUGUCGUAUUUUAAAAAACGAAGAAAUAGAUAUUUCUGGUUCCAAAUUGAAUAUUUUUGUACCGUCUACCGGUGAUUUAGUUGCUGCUGAAUUAGUUAGACAAGCAGCAUCAUUAUCAGCUGAUGCUCUUUUUGAACGUUUUCUUUUAUGGCCUUUAGACGGUGAACCAAUUCCGAACGAAAAAUGUAUUACGUCAAUUGAUUAUUCUCAAUUUUGUUCUUUAGAACAAUUUUCAGUUUUGUGUGGGUUUUUUGCCGAUCUUAUUCUGGAAUUGGAACCAGUUGGAAAACAGAUUUUAGCUGAUCAAGCAUACGAAUUUCGUAUAACAGGUAUGUACACUAAAUAUUUUUCCGAAGAAAAAAAAUGUUCAAGAAGAAGUGAACCAGAUACCAAAGAUAAUGUAUCUGCAAGAUUAAAUAAAACUGCUCUUGGUGCAUAUCGUAUAGCUGGUCUUUGUGCUUUAGCAGAAGCAGCAUUCGAUUUGGUCCCGGUUUUUAUCAACAAUUAUGUUACAUUUGGUAAUGGAAAAGCUGAUCAAACUUUUUUUCGUCGAGCAACUGAAAUUGCUACUGCACGAUAUGGUUCAAUAUUACGUAAAGAAGAAAAUUUUAUUAUUACUACUGAAAUAUGUAAAAGAGCACAAAGUGUAACAGUGCAAAAUCUAGCACAAUAUAUGAGUUUGAUGAAAAUAUUACCUGAAGAUAAAAAAAACUGGAUUGGUACAUCUGGAAGAUUUAUGAAACCAGUUAUGAUAAAUAAUACAAGAGAUGAGAACUGCGAAUCAGCUGAAUCAAUUGAUACAUUUUCAAGAUCUAUUAAUAUAUCACGUCAAACAACGUUACCAUUAACCAGAAAACAGGAAAACAUGAUUAAAAACAGCAACAAAUAUAAAACUUGGAUUUUAUUGCACAAUUCUUUAAUUUUUAUUAAAAGUAAUCUUUAUACUAAUAGCUUUCUAAAGAAAGCUAGUUCAAUAUUAGAAUCAAAUUUUCUUAUACCAUUGGUUAAUGAUGGAUACUUAUUAUCUGUACCAAAUGGUCUUAUUUGCACUAAAAGCAAAUCAACAGUUUAUGUGAAAAUAAUACCUUCUGAUGAUGAUGAUUCAAGAGAAAAAUUUUGUGAAUUAUUGAGUAAAAUAAAUAAUGAACGACUAAAUUACAACACGUAUAUGGAAUCUUGUAAAAAUAUUUCGCUUAACACGGUGGGUGUGGUGAGUCAAGAUUUUAUGAAAAUACUUCAACAAGAACGUUAUCAACGUUUAAAUAUUGAUUUUACAUAUCUUUUACGACGAAAUAAUAGUGAAAAUCAAAUUAGACUUAGUGAUGCUCCUUCGUCCAUAUUAACAGAAGAUACUCGAUCUACAUAUAGUGAAAAUGUCUUCACAAUGGAUGAUGACAAUUAUUCAACAACUAAUAUAAUAUAUAAAACAAAUUUACCGCGUCAUACAACUAAUAACAACUAUCCACUUGAUAUAAUUUUGAAUAAUGAUGAAAGUAUGUCCAACAAUCAACUAAUGGUAACACAUGAAGAAAUAAUUGAAGAUCAAUUUGAAGUGUCUUGUGUCGAACAUGAUCUCAUGACCACGGAAUCUUCUAUCGAUGAACAAGAUAAUAUUGUUUGUGAACAAAUAUUUCACGAAAAUUCAGUUAAAGAUAAAACAAAUGCUGAACAUGACACAAUCAACAACAAUCAUCCACCUGAUAUAUAUUUGAGCAAUGAUGAUAAUGAUGAAAGUAUGUCCAAUGUUGAUCAACUAAUGAUAGUACAGGAAGAAAUAAUUGAAGAUCAAUUUCAUAUAUCUCGUAUUGUACAAGAUCUCAUGACCACAAAAUCUUCUACCAAUGAACAAGAUAAUAUUGUUUGUGAACAAACACUUCACGAAAAUUCAAUUGAAGAUGAAUACACUGUUGAAACUAUCGUUGAUAGAAUAAAGAAUCGUAAACGCAAACGUACCAAUGCGUCUUUUAAAUAA
Rotaria sp. Silwood2 is the source of this 2604-nucleotide messenger RNA. NCBI's taxonomy places the organism in Eukaryota, Metazoa, Rotifera, Eurotatoria, Philodinida, Philodinidae. The record is from the annotation of a GenBank genome assembly.